AUGCUUAACUCCGCCAGUGAAGUGGAGUUUUCGGAAGAAAAAACUACCGAGGAGAUCUCCCAACUCUCUUCCCUGGCACUGUCAGGGGACACAGCAUACAGCGAAAAAACCUCAACUGGUUUGCCCGAAAAAACUGGCUAUCUGGACUCCGUUUACAUUAUGGCAGCGAACAUUUUUCAGGGCAUUCGAUUCGAAAAGUCACCAGAGAAAGUCUUAAUAAAGUAUGGGAAUGAGCCCCUGCCGUCCUCCACCGAGUCUGAGGAUGAAUCCUUUCAGCGUUUGUCCUGUGAGCUGGCUUUCAGUGCCCUGAAGUUUCAAGAUAUUUUGGAAACUGUAUUAAUAGACAGCUGUAUCUUCCCAAGCACCACAAUACCAGAUCAUUUGAACAGUCUUAUCAUUGUGAUGCUGUAUGAUUUCCAAGAUAGAAAAUUUCAAGCUCGUCUCCUUUCUGAUAAUGAAGAGUCUAUAGCGGAAGUUCUAGAAGUAGAGAACCUUCUUAACAGUUUUAAGACAAAAUUGGCUGCGGCAUUGGCAAGAUGUCGAAUCAAACAUGAUGCCCUUUCAAUUUACCACAUUCUUCCAGAAACAGUUAGGAACCAGGAACUAAGGGCCUCAGCUUUGCCACUUUAUGCUUGGAUAAAUACGUGUAAAAUCAGCCCUGAAGAAGUUUAUCAUAGUUUGAAGAAAAAAGGCUAUAAUAAAGUCAAAUCUGUGUUGCAUAUUGAUAAUAAAGUCUUUGCUGUGGAUCAACAUUGCUAUGAUGUCUUAAUUUUUCCAUCUCAUCUUAAAAGUGAUCUUCUAAAUAUAGAUCUUUUCAAAGAUUAUAAACUUGUAUUUCAGGACAAAUCUCGAAGUCUCGCUGUCCAUUCUGUAAAGGCUUUAUUAAAUAUGGAUGAUGACAUCUUAAUGGUCAAUACAGGUUCGUGGUACACAGUUGCCCAUAUGUCAGUCUUAACAAAUAAUAAUACCUCAAAAAUAUUUGUGUGUGGAGUACAAUCACAAGCUAAGGAUCCUGACCUGAAGAACCUUUUCACAAAAAUGGGAUGUAAAAAUAUUGAAAUACUUCAUGAGACAUUGAUUAACCUUGAGUCAGAGGAUCAUAGGUUACAGAAAGUGAAAGUGAUUCUGCUGCUACCUCGUUGUUCAGGACUGGGUGUUAGCAAUCCAGUAGACUUUAUUUUAACUGAGCAUGAAGAUACAGGUUUACUUAAAGAUUUCUCUCAAGGAGGCCCAUCAGAAGAUAAACUUCAUGUUCUUGCUCAACAACAAUAUGAACAGCUAACACAUGCAAUGAAAUUUACUAGAGCUCAAGCAGUUGUUUACUGCACAUGUUCAGUUUAUCCAGAAGAAAAUGAAGCUGUUGUGAAGAAAGCACUGGAAUUUCAAGACCAUGGGACUAAAGUACAAUCUUACAGGCUUAGUCCCCCUGUCCUUCCACUGUGCUCCUUAAAGGAAAUACAUUUGUCCACUGACAAAUUUUUCAGAAUGGAACCAUCUGAAAUUACCAAUGGUUGUUUUCUUUCUGUUCUAACAAGGGAGCGGGACCCAUCUGAGACAGUGUCUGUGAAAGAUGUUUUGGCCCGUGCUGCAGCAAAGGGUCUACUGGAUGGGAUCGAGUUGGGUAAACCUUCAAAACGGGAGAAGAAGAAGAAGAAAAAAUCAAAAAUGUCAUUGCCAAAAUCUUCCACUUCUGAUAGUAGCAGCAUCCAGAUGAAAAUUGCUGAGUUCCUGAGUCAAGAAACUAACGCAAGUGCUCAUCAGUCAGGGACAUUAACAACAAAAACAUCUAUUCCAGAGAAGAAUACAAAUCAAGUGGGUUCUUCCUCACAGGUCAGAAAAUCCAACAAGCCCACCACCAAUCCUUUAGUGCCUACAUUUAUGAAGAACACAUCUCCCUCCAGACCAUGUGAACGGCCCACAAACUUUGUAAGACCUCGCCCAGAAGACAGAAUGAUUGCACUGAAACCCACAGAGAUUGUUUUGCCUCCAGUAAUGUUGCCAUUUUCUAGUCCCCAAGGGAUCAGAUCUCAGAUACCAACUCAACAUUUUUACUGUCGUUGGGUUGGGCCCAAGACUGUCAUGCCUGGCUAUCUUCCCACACCAUCAAUACCAAGAAGAGGGGAAAAACCUAAAGAAAACUUACCUUCCUCUCUACCCAGGCAUCCUCAACCAUGGCUUUGA
This is a messenger RNA of Mesoplodon densirostris (Blainville's beaked whale), 2181 nucleotides long. It is a transcript of the gene NSUN7, whose product is annotated as NOP2/Sun RNA methyltransferase family member 7. NCBI's taxonomy places the organism in Eukaryota, Metazoa, Chordata, Mammalia, Artiodactyla, Ziphiidae. Gene Ontology annotation, molecular function: methyltransferase activity. The transcript is spliced from 11 exons. Bases 1 to 2181 code for a protein of 726 amino acids. The record is from RefSeq and is a predicted model, not a curated record.